This is a messenger RNA of Trametes versicolor FP-101664 SS1, 1152 nucleotides long. RefSeq names its product NAD-P-binding protein. The coding region runs from base 1 to 1152 and encodes 383 amino acids. The transcript is spliced from 8 exons. The record is from RefSeq and is a predicted model, not a curated record. Gene Ontology annotation, molecular function: nucleotide binding. Lineage: Eukaryota; Fungi; Basidiomycota; Agaricomycetes; Polyporales; Polyporaceae.
AUGGCAAUUCCCAAGACUGAAAAUCCCCUGCGUUUCGGCAUCCUGGGGGCCGCCCGCAUAGGGCCUGACGCGCUCAUCUCGCCCGCGAAGAGCCACGCCGACGUCGUCGUCGCUGCCGUCGCCGCCCGCAGCGCCGACAAGGCGAAGAAGUACGCCAAGACACACGGUAUCGCGAAGACGUUCAGCGGGGCGGAGGCCUACCAGCAACUUCUCGACGACCCGGACAUCGACGCGGUGUACAUUGCUCUCCCGAAUGCCCUACAUUUCGAGUGGGCUAUCCGUACGCUCAACGCCGGCAAGCAUGCCCUCAUCGAAAAGCCCAUUGCAGACACCGCAGAGGAGGCGCGCCAGAUCCUCGACCUGGCAGAGCGGAAGGGCUUGGUUGCCCUCGAGGCCAUCCACUUCACGUUCCAUCCCGCGACGCAGCGCGUCAAGGCCAUCAUUGACAGCGGGGAGCUGGGCAAGGUCAAGAGCAUCGUCGGCGAAUUCGCCAUCCCGAGCAUCCUCUCGUCCAUGUUCUUCAUGAAAGACGACAUCCGCUACCAAUACGACCUCGGCGGCGGCUGCACGAUGGACAUGGGCGUAUACCCCCUCGCCGCCAUCCGCUUCCUCACCGGCACCGAGUCCGACCCGCCCGAAGUCACCCGCGCCAAGGCGCUCGGCAACCCCGACAAGACGCGCAUCGACCGCGGCAUGCAGACGACCUACAGCCUCCCCGCGUCCGUCUCGGGCGAGACGUACGUCGACUUCGCCAUGCCCGGGUGGGGCCCGUUCGGGCUGCUCCCGCGCAUGCCGAAGCUGAGCGUGCGCGUCGCGCUCGAGGGCGGCGACAUCGAGUUCUUCAACUAUCCCCUCGCGGGGGCGUACCACUGGAUCAAGGUCAAGCCGCGCAAGGGCGCGGCGCGCACGGAGAAGGCGUACAAGCACCCGGAUGGGAAGGGCGAGACGUCGUGGACUACGUACCGGUACCAGCUGGAGGCAUUCGUGGACAAGGUGCGCGAGCGCACGCCGCAGUACUGGACGGACCCGAAGACGACGAUCACGCAGCUCGAGGCGGUCGGCCGAAUCUACGCCGCGGCCGGGCUUCCUCCGCGCAUCCAGUCGUCGUAUGUUCCUCCCGCGGAGACGGAGGAGGCGGAGGUGGAAGCUUGA